Chelmon rostratus (copperband butterflyfish) is the source of this 1154-nucleotide messenger RNA. It is a transcript of the gene fth1a, whose product is annotated as ferritin, heavy polypeptide 1a. The transcript has 5 exons. Lineage: Eukaryota; Metazoa; Chordata; Actinopteri; Chaetodontiformes; Chaetodontidae. The record is from RefSeq and is a predicted model, not a curated record. Gene Ontology annotation, molecular function: ferrous iron binding; ferric iron binding. Gene Ontology annotation, cellular component: cytoplasm. The coding region runs from base 305 to 838 and encodes 177 amino acids. Gene Ontology annotation, biological process: intracellular iron ion homeostasis; iron ion transport.
GACGGCGCUGUCUACAGUUGAUCCUCUCGUUAGCGGACAGCGAAGGUUACCUGCUUCAACAGUGCUUGAACGGCAACCUUUCAACUGUCUUCAAACGCCCCGUUACGGGAAUAAUCACGCUGAUCUCUCCUACUACCGCCGAUAAUAUCAAAUCAGAAAAUUUCUUACCUUAAAACACCGACUAGGUUAAGUUAUCCAACACUUUUAGCUUGCUAGCUAGCUAUAACAAUUUUGCUAACAACGCAAGCAAGUCGGACAGCUUUUCGACCUCCUCACAAGAAGACCCGCCACUGAGAUUUGAACCAUGAGUUCUCAGGUGAGACAGAACUUCCACCAGGACUGCGAGGCUGCAAUCAACAGGCAGAUCAACCUGGAGCUGUAUGCCUCCUACGUCUACUUGUCUAUGGCAUAUUACUUUGACCGGGAUGACCAGGCAUUGCACAACUUUGCCAAGUUCUUCCGUCAUCAGUCGCAUGAGGAGCGGGAACAUGCCGAAAAGCUAAUGAAACUGCAGAACCAGAGGGGGGGAAGGAUCUUCCUACAAGAUAUCAGGAAGCCAGAGAGGGAUGAGUGGGGCAGUGGUGUUGAGGCCCUUGAAUGUGCCCUGCAGCUUGAGAAGAGCGUGAACCAGUCCCUGCUGGACUUGCACAAGCUCUGCUCUGAUCACAAUGACCCACAUAUGUGUGAUUUCAUCGAGACGCACUACCUGGACGAGCAGGUGAAGUCCAUCAAAGAACUGGCAGACUGGGUGACCAACCUGCGCCGCAUGGGAGCUCCUCAGAAUGGCAUGGCCGAGUACCUGUUUGACAAACACACCCUGGGCAAAGAAAGCAGCUAAAUCCGUCCAGAUCAUAUUUCCAAAAGCUUUCUAUAUAUGUAUAUUUGUAUUUUGCUUCCAAAUGUUUUCAAAAUAUGAAGCCAUCUGCAUGAUACUGGCUUGUCAUUUAAAUUUCUUAUAUUACUCAUGUCAUUAUUGCCAUUUCCUCCACAUUAGUUUCCCUGUUCCCACAGCUGUGAGCUAUGGUAUUCAAAGUCCACUCUUGUACCUUGCACCUCUCUCUGCUGUCAAUGCCUAUGCCAUUACUAUGUAUUUGCUGUGUUUUAUGCCAGGACCUGCUAAUCAAUCCAAAUAAAACGAACCCUCUGGAUUCUGA